This is a messenger RNA of Solanum lycopersicum (tomato), 757 nucleotides long. The record is from RefSeq and is a predicted model, not a curated record. NCBI's taxonomy places the organism in Eukaryota, Viridiplantae, Streptophyta, Magnoliopsida, Solanales, Solanaceae.
GAGUCCUUCAUCUCUUAUGACUCAAACACUUAACUUUUAGUCCCAUUUUUUUUUAAGCCCAAGCUAUCCCCAAUCUCUCUAUGUAUGUAUAUAUUUAGUAUUGGCGCAUGAUAUUAAUUUAUUAGGUUUCUCUAUUAAGAAGAAUCGGCAAACGUUUUAGACUUCAAAAGGUAUGGAGGAGGAGAAGAAGACGAUCCUCAAUAUGAUUUCUAGUUUUUUCAAGCGCGGUAACAAGAAAGAAGAGGCAUGUGUAGAUACUACUAGUGGUGUCAGUGCAGAUACCACGAGUAGUAUCGCAUGUGUAGAUGAUACUACAGGUAGUAUCGCGUGUGCAGAUGAUACUACUGAUAGUAUCGAGACACUGAAAGAUGAUGAAGAAGAAGAAGACGAAUGGAUCUUGCUCCUUGUUGAAAGGAGAGCGAAUGUUCAACAAAUAUCAAUUUUCUUGAUUGUGCUUGGUAUCGUGUUGAUUUGUUUCAACUACUCUGAUGUGGUGUUUACAAUAUUUGGCAAGGAAAGUGGUUACAUUGUCUCCAGAACCCUUAACUUGGGGGCUGCAUUUGUUAUUACUGUUACUGGUUUAAUUGUUUGGGAUAAUACUGGGGAGAAUUAAGCCCUUUAAACACUAGGUAUUGUUUAUCUUGUCAAUGGUUCCUUAGUUUAUAUAGUAUGUAUGCUUUGAAAGAGAAGUUUGAUCAUUCUAUGAGUUAAUGUAAUUGGUGUCUUGAUUGCGAAAAAUCCUCGAAAUUUAACAUUA